Sphaeroforma arctica JP610 is the source of this 2595-nucleotide messenger RNA. Its product is annotated as phospho-2-dehydro-3-deoxyheptonate aldolase, tyrosine-inhibited. Gene Ontology annotation, molecular function: 3-deoxy-7-phosphoheptulonate synthase activity. The coding region runs from base 185 to 1306 and encodes 373 amino acids. NCBI's taxonomy places the organism in Eukaryota, Ichthyosporea, Ichthyophonida. The transcript has 4 exons. The record is from RefSeq and is a predicted model, not a curated record. Gene Ontology annotation, cellular component: cytoplasm. Gene Ontology annotation, biological process: aromatic amino acid biosynthetic process.
CAUAGCUGUUCUAUGUAGGAAGCUUUGAUAUGUAUACCAGAUAGAUUACUACUUUGUAAGUUUUAGAAGUAGUGGAUUACCCUUUUGCUGUCCAUCUUUUUUGUCAUAUAAGUACAGUUACACAAUAGCAUAGACUCAAGUCAAAUCUAUUAUUAAUUAGCCAAAUACACACUACCGAAUAUAAAUGAUGACUGGAGCCCCAGAGAAACGUUCCAGCGACUUCGCGUCCGAAAAUGGAGUCAAGAAGCAACGUACAACCGAUGAUGUGAACGUGGUUAGCCUGAAACCCCUGAUUGCACCUGAUUUGCUAGAAGACGAGAUCCCCAUGGAUGAUAGUAUGAGAGAUACAGUUAAUGCAGCUCGUGAGAGCAUCAAGCGUGUGCUGGAUGGUGCUGAUGAUAAGCUGGUUGUGAUUGUUGGCCCAUGCUCUAUCCAUGAUCCCGAAGGAGCUAUGGAAUACGCUCGAAGCCUGAAGACACUACAAGAAAAGUACUCCGAUGAGCUUGUGGUCAUCAUGCGUGUGUACUUUGAGAAGCCUCGAACCACCGUAGGCUGGAAGGGUUUGAUCAACGAUCCAGAUCUGGACGGUACCUUCAAUAUCAAUAAGGGUAUCCGUGUCGCGAGGAAGUUGCUUUGUGACAUCACAUCUCUCGGUUUGGGUGUUGGUGUCGAGUACCUCGAUACCAUCUCACCACAGUUCAUCUCAGAUCUGGUCGCAUGGGGAGCCAUAGGCGCGCGUACCACUGAAAGUCAAUGUCACCGCGAACUUUCUUCCGGAGUCUCGUGCCCUAUUGGCUUCAAGAAUGGAACAGGGGGUGAUAUUAAAGUAGCCGCAGAUGCCAUCAUGUCCGCCUCGAACCCCCACCGUUUCCUGGGUAUCACCAAACAAGGCUUGGCUGCGAUCGUAGAGUCAAAGGGAAACAAAUACUGCCACUUGAUUCUUCGUGGAGGAUCUGACGGACCCAAUUACAGUGAGUCACAGGUGCAGAGUGCAGUAGCGAUGUGUGAGAAGAACAAAGUCAGCGCGAAAAUCAUCGUGGACUGUUCUCAUGGAAACUCUCUCAAGCUGCACACCAAUCAACCCAAAGUUAGUGCCGAGAUUGCCAGACAAGUGGCUGCGGGAAGUACUAAUGUAGUAGGAGUUAUGAUCGAGAGCAAUAUCAACGAGGGCAAACAAAACGUAGGAACGGAUGGCCUACAGGCACUGAAGUAUGGAGUGAGUGUGACUGAUGCGUGCGUAUCUUUGGAGCAGACUGAACCCAUGUUAGAAGAAUUGGCACAGAGUGUGCGAAUUAGACGAAAGUAGAUUAUAGCUACACGCACAACAAGGGCGGUGAUAGUGCUAUAACCUGUACUGCGUCUCAACAAAUGUAGUACUCAUCUUAAAAUAAAGCGAAAUUGAGCGUGUUCUGCAGAUAUGGGAAUCGCCUUGGAAACCGUAAUGUUAUGCUGUCAAAGCUCUUCGAAGAAUCAAUUUUUUUGUGCGCUGAUACAAUCAGCAUGUUACUAUUGAUUUGCACUCUCAUUUGAUACCUAAAUUCUUGUUCUGGAUAUAUCCCUUAGGGAUGUCUAAUUUUUCCCUUAUUCCUUGUGCUUCACUAAUCGCUAUCAUCAGAGCACACAACGCAUUAUGGCGAUGAGUACUAUGAGUGAGUACGCUUUUCUUUCUGCUAAUAUGUCGUCUGGCCCGUUUGAACCACUUACAAUUAGAUAGUCAUGAUAGCUAAAGGUCGAUCCUCCUGAGGAGUGUUCCAACAGUACAGUGCCUCUGCAAAAAAGCAAUCGAUAUGUGAUAUUGUAAAACAUCACCAAUUCCUUGUUUUAGCUUGUAGCCCCAUAACCAUUCUCGUAUGCUACCACGGUCUCCAUAUUGAGGCGCCAGUUUCAGUUUCACCUGCAGUCAGCCUGCGCGAAGGUGUCGAGUUCUGGUCCGACAUCCGUGUGUCCUCACGCCCUGAUGAUCGAGUAUAUACUGACAAGGAGUUCUGCGUGUAUUGUUCACUGUAAAACCUCGAUAUAUCUGAAAUUAUUCCAUUUCGCGUGUUCAAUAAGACGUUGUCACUAUGAUCCUCUUCAAUGGCCCUCGAGUUAUUCCUCUCUAUUUCGAGGUGGUCAUCGCUGUGACGAUGGCCACCAAAGUUGUCGCUGGUCUCAUCCGAGUGCCGUUUGGGGCUCAGAGAACAGUGCGACCGAAACCCGGUUUGUGGAGGUAUAUACCUAUGGUUAAUUGAUGGGACGCUCUGAGUGGACCGUAUACUUGCAGUGGGCUUAUGCGUUCGACUCCCCAAUGGAGUAUGCCUUAAUACGCUCAAACUAGAGACUGGUUGUAUAUCUUUCGAUUGAUUCCUUAGCUUUUUAAGACCUCUCUUGGACUCUCUGACACAGCGUACAUAUGGUGUGACAAGACCCUUGUGUUGUGAGCAGUUGUAUUUCGUAUGCUGGCAAGACAUCGUUUCCCUCACAUGCACCAACCAGAUGUGUCGCUCGAUGUUGAUUUUCUUGGAUGGGUUCGUUUGGCAAUCUUUGUAUCCGCAUACAUAUAACGGCGGUAGCGUAUCCAUUGUUUUGCAAUUACAGCAACCCGGUGGAUAUCAG